CCUAUUUGUGCCUCUCUGCAUCAUAGAAGAGACACAUUGGCCUUUUCUUGUCCGCUGGAUUGAAAAUUGCAGCUCAUGGUUUUUUUCUUUCCGUCGAGACCUUUUUGUGUGUCUCAGUGAAAGUGGUGUGCAGCCUGCAGCUUUUGAGAAGGAGAUCUGCAAACUGGAUAGCCAGGGCUGCAUUGUCUGUCUUCAUGACCCCUGCUGUGUAGAGGUUUUAUCUCUUCCCUUUCUCGUCUCUUUUUCAUUUAUUAAACCCAAUUCUGAGGCCAGCCAUGUUUGGUACAGAAUCGUCAUUGAGCAUGUUUCUGAACACAUUAACCCCUAAAUUCUAUGUUGCUCUGACUGGCACGUCCUCUCUAAUCUCGGGGCUGAUAUUGAUAUUUGAGUGGUGGUAUUUUCGGAAGUACGGAACGUCAUUCAUUGAGCAAGUAUCUGUGAGUCAUUUGCGCCCUCUAUUGGGAGGGGUUGACAAUAACACUCCAAGCAACUCAAACACGAGUAAUGGCGAUACUGAUUCCAGUCGACAAAGUGUUUCAGAAUGUAAAGUCUGGCGAAAUCCAUUAAAUCUGUUCAGAGGAGCGGAGUAUAACAGAUACACAUGGGUGACAGGACGAGAACCCCUGACAUAUUAUGAUAUGAAUCUUUCAGCACAAGAUCAUCAAACAUUCUUCAUAUGUGAUACAGAUCACAUGCGGCCAGCAGAUGCAAUAAUGCAAAAGGCCUGGAGAGAAAGAAACCCACAAGCCAGGAUUUCUGCUGCUCAUGAAGCUUUAGAAUUGAAUGAAUGUGCCACUGCAUUUAUUCUUCUGGCAGAGGAAGAAGCAACAACUAUUGUUGAAGCGGAAAAGCUGUUUAAGCAGGCGUUAAAGGCGGGGGAAGGCUGUUACAGGCGUAGCCAACAACUUCAGCACCAUGGAACGCAGUAUGAAGCACAGCACAGACGAGACACCAAUGUACUUGUGUACAUUAAGAGAAGAUUGGCAAUGUGUGCCCGGAAGCUGGGCAGGACGAGAGAAGCAGUGAAAAUGAUGAGAGAUUUAAUGAAGGAAUUCCCACUGCUCAGUAUGUUUAAUAUUCAUGAGAACUUGUUAGAAGCACUGUUGGAACUCCAGGCGUAUGCAGAUGUGCAAGCAGUUUUAGCAAAGUACGAUGAUAUAAGUUUGCCAAAAUCUGCCACAAUAUGCUAUACAGCUGCCCUACUCAAAGCAAGAGCAGUAUCCGACAAAUUUUCUCCGGAAGCUGCAUCGCGGCGUGGGCUCAGUACAGCAGAAAUGAAUGCUGUAGAGGCCAUUCACAGAGCAGUAGAAUUUAAUCCACACGUGCCAAAAUAUCUUCUAGAAAUGAAAAGUUUGAUACUGCCUCCUGAACACAUCCUGAAGAGAGGAGACAGUGAAGCAAUUGCAUAUGCUUUCUUCCACCUUCAACACUGGAAAAGGGUCGAGGGAGCAUUAAAUCUCUUACAUUGUACGUGGGAAGGGACAUUCAGAAUGAUCCCUUAUCCGCUGGAAAAAGGUCACCUUUUUUACCCAUACCCCAUCUGUACAGAAACAGCGGACAGAGAAUUACUGCCAUCAUUUCAUGAAGUUUCAGUUUACCCAAAGAAGGAACUUCCUUUCUUCAUCCUAUUCACAGCUGGCUUGUGCUCUUUCACAGCCAUGUUGGCCCUCCUCACACAUCAGUUUCCAGAACUCAUGGGAGUGUUUGCAAAAGCAUUCCUGAGCACUCUUUUUGCCCCUUUAAAUUUUGUAAUGGAGAAAGUGGAAAGCAUCCUUCCUUCCAGCUUGUGGCACCAACUCACCCGGAUUUGAGACUCUCGCAUCACUACAAGACUGCCAUGACCUCUAACCUGCCAACAACAACGCAUGAUCAAAAGGGAACAGUUAAUUAAAAAUGAAUGGACUGUCUGUUCUCAUAUACAAACUUUUUUUGUUGCAAAAGACAAAAGAAAAAAAUGUUCAGUUCAAUUUUACUUUGCCUUCAGAAAACACAACUAGUUGAAGGGAAAAAAAAUAAACUUUUGUGUAUGGCGAAA
Molecule: messenger RNA, 2035 nt
Organism: Spea bombifrons (plains spadefoot toad)
Lineage: Eukaryota; Metazoa; Chordata; Amphibia; Anura; Pelobatidae
Gene: ST7
Product: suppression of tumorigenicity 7
Exons: 15
Coding region: 276-1811 (511 amino acids)
Source: RefSeq, a predicted model, not a curated record